Trifolium pratense (red clover) is the source of this 2325-nucleotide messenger RNA. Its product is annotated as FT-interacting protein 3-like. The record is from RefSeq and is a predicted model, not a curated record. The transcript has a single exon. NCBI's taxonomy places the organism in Eukaryota, Viridiplantae, Streptophyta, Magnoliopsida, Fabales, Fabaceae. Bases 1 to 2325 code for a protein of 774 amino acids.
AUGGCAAUUGAAAAAGCGGAUUUCAAUUUGAAGGCCAUUUCUCCAAGCAUUAGAGCCACUAAAAGUCCAGACAAUGGGGGAAUCAUAACUCAGACCGACCUUAUCGAAAUCAAUUUGUUCUUAUUUGUAAAAAUUGUUGGAGCCAGAAAUUUAGGUGCACAUAAUGGUCAUCACAAUUUUGAUCCUUAUGUGGAGGUGAAAGCUGGGAGUUUUCAAGGGAGAACGUUGUGCUUCUGGCGUAACUUGAAUCCAGAAUGGAACCAAGUUUUCGCUCUUGACAAUGAUCAUAUUCAAACCGAAGAGAUAACAACCGUUGAGAUUCUUCUAAAGGAUAAUGUUCGUAAGUACGAUGAAUAUAUGGGUAAGAUUUCAUUGAAUAUUUCUGAUAUUUCUACAAGGUUUCCAAGUGAUAGUGAACUUGCACCACACUGGUGUGUACUUGAGGAUCAAAGAGGGAGACGAUUUAGGGGCGCGCUUAUGAUGUCUUGUUGGAUAGGAACUCAAGGCGAUGAAUCGUUUCAUGAAGCUUUGCAUUUACAAUUAGAUAAUGUAUCAAUUGGUCCUCACAAUGUUGUGAAUACUUGCUCAAGGAUAUAUAUUAUGCCUAGGAUUUGGUGUCUUAGACUUAAUUUGGUUCAAAUCGAGGGACUUAGAGUUAAAGCCGAUGACCCGUCUAUAAGUUCUGAUAUUUUCAUCCAUGUUAGUUUAGGGAUUUCGACUUUCACUAGCAAGUUGGUGAAAAACAACAAUGGAAACCCAACUUGGGAUGAAAAAGAUGUUUUAUUUGCCGUGGCCGAACCAUUUAAUCAGAUAUUGGUUUUGAGUGUGGAGCAAGGAACAUAUACAAGGCAUAAGUGCUUAGGUAGAUGUGAAUUUCCUGUUAAGAAUGCAAAUAUGAUAAGUGAUGGUUCCGCUCCGCCUACUAAAACGGUUGAUGUUAUACAAAAUCAAGGAUUUGUCAGUAAGCUUAGUAUGAUGAUCUGUUUGGACGGAGGGUAUCAUAUGUUUGACGAAGAUCCGCAAUACUGCAGUGAUAGGAAUCCAACAUGCCCUGACUUUUGGAGACCAAAAAUUGGAUCUUUCGAGAUGGGGAUAUUGAAAGCUACAGGGCUUCCGGCAAUGAAACCACAAGGUCGUACCGAUGCCUAUUGUGUGGCUAAAUAUGGCUCGAAAUGGGUUCGGUCAAGAACCGUUGUUAAUAGUCUUUCUCCAAAGUGGAAUGAACUAUACUCUUGGGAUGUCUAUGAUCAUUGCACAUUUAUCACAAUUUCUGUGUUUGAUAAUAGUCAACUACAUGAAGGAAAUAUAGAUUUAGGUGCAAUGGAUACAAGGAUAGGGAAAGUGAGAAUCUCUCUACAAGAAAUGAAAACCAAUCAAAUUUACAGAUAUUCUUAUCCUCUUGUCGAACUUCAACCUUCCGGGCUAAAGAAAAUGGGGGAACUUGAAUUGGCUUUCAAGUUUAAUUGUCCUACGAUGCUUAGUGUGUGGAAACCGUCGUUUGAUGUGUUUAUAAUGUACACAAUGCCGAUACUUCCUUCACAACAUUUCUCCCAUCCGCUGUCUCCAGCUCAGUUCUAUAGAUUAAGGAAACAAAUUAUCACGCUUGUGUCGUUAAAUAUGAGCAAAGCUGAACCACCAUUGAGAAGAGAGGUUAUUGAUUAUAUGCUAGAUUCGCGUGAAAAACAGUGGAGCGUGAGAAGAUGGAGAGCUGAUUUGGAAAGGAUUGGCGUCUUUGUACGUUGGUUGAUUGGUAUUUACACUCAAUUCGACGAGAUAUGCAAGUGGAAAGAUAUGUAUAAAACAAUAAUAGUUAUCUUGGUUUUGGGAUAUAUGUGGUGGAACCCUCAAAGUUUGUUGCCGGCAAUGUUUGCAUGUCUUAUCAUUCAUGUGUUAGUGCAGUUUCGAAACAAGCCAAAAACACUAUCUCAUGUAGAUUUGCAAUUGUCUCAUGUUCAUACAACAAGUAUAGAUGAAUUGGAAGAAGAGUUUGAUCCAAUACCGUCAAAAUUCGAAGACAUCAUUUUGAGGCAUAGAUAUGAUCGAUUAAGAGUUGCUGCUGGGCAACACGUAACGUGGAUGGGUGAGUUAGCCACAAGAAUAGAGAGACUGCAGUCUCUUUUGAAUUGGCAUGAUUCAAUAUCGACCCCGUUAGUUAUGAUUAUGUGUCUGAUAACCGGCUUUUUGACUUCUGUCGUUCCGUUCAAGUGGCUUCUAUGCUGUUGGUUGCUAUAUUUGUUAAGGGGCCAGAAGUUUCGUGGGCCCUUUCCUCUAUUUUAUGAAAAUUGGCUUAGAAGGAUGCCUUCAAAAUUAGACAGCAUGAUAUGA